Molecule: messenger RNA, 837 nt
Organism: Saccostrea cuccullata (small rock oyster)
Lineage: Eukaryota; Metazoa; Mollusca; Bivalvia; Ostreida; Ostreidae
Exons: 6
Coding region: 23-598 (191 amino acids)
Source: RefSeq, a predicted model, not a curated record
AGGAUUAUGGUGGUGAAAAAAAAUGAAUUUGAUUUCACAAAUUCGGACCGAAUUUGAAAGGCAUUUAACAAGCAUCGACACCUAUGAAGUGGUUAAACAGGCAAAAAGUUUAGCCUUGGUGGAAAUCAUUCUCCAACAUGCAGAAAACCAAAGCGACAAAGUUCAACUCCUUAUCGAGAAGUGUUCGGUGGGAAAACUUGCAGAUGCGGAACGAACACGGCAAUUACUUAAACUGGAGAAAGAUACAGAAUUACUCCAGAAAAGCGCCUGUUGCUGCGGCUUAGCUUUACAGUGCCUUAAUGUCAAAUAUGCAAAUGAGGAGAAACUAUAUAGUAUCUGGAAAAAAUUAUGCAGCGACCUCCAGGAAAACGGACACUGUAAAGAUUGGCUUUUUACUCAAGAAGUUUUGAAAAAUUCCAGUGACGUCAUCAAGAAUGCUAAACGAAUGCGACGACGUGUUCAGAGGGGGGUUUCCUAUAACGAGAGAGGGGCUACUCAUUAUCAAUUUGUCGCCAUUUCCAGUUCCAAUUUUGUGGACCGCGGUUUCAGGAUUUUGCUAGACGAAGUGGAUGUGGCAAAAUUUGCGAAAGAAAAAUGAACUGGUGGACGGCAUUUUGUGCAAUACUGCCUGGAUUGCAAUUCGGAUAUACCAGUUGGAUAUACCAAUCAGAUAGAAGAAGGGUGUCUGUUAUUUUGCUUGCAAAUGUGAAUCGAAGGUUCAAGUUAUCUUUUCUGAUCAAAUGUUGUCCCUUAUCUGUCUGUCCAUCCGUAUUUCAACUUUUGAAAUCAGAUCCACCAAUUAAACUUAACAUGGGGUAUACUUGGGUAAAGGGGGGU